GACCAUAAUACAAUAAAAUUUACUCUCUGUCGAUCAACCAAACUCCUCUGUAUUUGCGUUCACGUCCCAAGCACUACCCCCUCUCUCUCUCUCUCUCUGCGGGAAUGCGCGUGGGAAUGCAGGUUUGAUCUCGGGAAGAGCGACUGACUGUACGCGCGCCUGCGUGUGCCGGCGAAGCUCAGCUCAGCUCCGGACGUCGCGAUGCUCGGGCGGCGUCGGCUCCUGCUGCCGUGGCUCCUCGCUCUCGUUCUCGCUGCCCCGGCCUCGCUCGCUCGUCCCGCGCCGUUUGCAUUGCGCAUUAGCUGUGGAGCUCGUGAGGAUGUACACACGCCGCCGACGAAUACUCUGUGGUUUAAGGAUUUUGCAUAUACAGGAGGUAUACCGAAUAAUGCGACGAGGCCCAGCUUUAUAACUCCUGCGCUUAACACCCUCCGUUACUUCCCUUUAUCUGAAGGGCCUGAUAAUUGCUACAGCAUUGAUGGCGUUCCGAUCGGCCACUAUUCCGUGAGGACCUUCUUUGGAUUAGUUAAACAGCCUAAUUUUGACAAUGAACCCCUGUUUGACGUUUCUGUCGAAGGCACUCAGAUUAGUUCUCUAUCGUCCGGGUGGACCAACCAUGAUGACCAAGUAUUUGCUGAAGCCAGGGUAUUCAUCGCUGAUAACACUGCUUCUCUUUGCCUCCAUAGCACUGGCCAUGGCGAUCCCGCAAUUGUUUCCAUUGAAAUUCUUCAAGUUGAUGAUAGGGCAUAUUAUUUUGGACCUGACUGGGGUCGAGGGACGAUUCUUAGAACAGUCAAAAGACUAAGCUGUGGCAAUGGGAAGGCAAAAUUUGAUUCAGAUUAUAGUGGGGAUCAGUGGGGUGGGGACAGGUUUUGGGACUCAGUUACAACAUUCCGCUUAAGCUAUGACCAGGAGAGUUUUACAAAAGAAAGCAUUACGCAGGCUUCGCUCUCUCCAAAUUAUUACCCAGAAGGUCUCUAUCAGACAGCAAUUAUUGGUACUAGUCAGCAGCCAGAUUUAGAAUAUACGAUGGAUGUGGAUCCUAACAGAAACUACUCAGUCUGGCUACAUUUUGCUGAAAUAGAUACUUUGGUUACAGGAGUAGGACAAAGAGUUUUUAACAUUCUGAUGAAUGGUGAUACCGUUUUUCAAGAUGUAGACAUAAUAAAGAUGAGUGGGGAUCGUUAUGCUGCUCUAGUGUUGAACACUACUGUAGCUGUUAGUGGGAGGACUUUGACAAUCAGAUUCCUACCAAAAGUAGGCAACAUUUCCAUAAUUAAUGCUAUUGAAGUCUUUGAAAUUGUCAUGGCUGAGUCAAAGACUUCAGUGGAUGAAGUUAGGGCUCUGCAGACGCUGAAGGACGGAUUGAUGCUUCCUCUUCGAUUUGGGUGGAAUGGUGAUCCAUGUGUUCCCCAGCAACAUCCAUGGAGUGGCAUUGAUUGUCGAUUUAACAGUACCCGCAAUAACUGGGUCAUUGAUGGACUUGGCCUGGGCAACCAAGGUUUGAGGGGGUCCUUGCUGCCAAAUAUAUCUGGAUUGCACCAUCUACUGAGCAUAAACUUGAGUGGAAACAGCAUUCAAGGGCCCAUUCCAUCCUCUUUGGGUACAAUAGCUAGCUUGGAGAUAUUGGACUUCUCUUACAAUUUCUUAAAUGGAUCAAUUCCUGAAAGUCUUGGACAGUUAACAUCCUUGAAGAAACUGAAUCUCAAUGGGAAUUCUUUAUCAGGAAAAGUCCCUGCAGCCCUAGGAGGGAGGCUUCUGCACGGAGCAAGCUUCAAUUUCACUGACAAUGCUGGUCUUUGCGGCAUACCCGGCCUUCCCACUUGUGGUCCCCACCUUUCAGCGGGUGCAAAGGUUGGCAUCGCCUUCGGUGCCUGUGUAACAUUGCUACUCCUUGUCAUGUGUUCGGUGUGUUGGUGGAAGAGGCGCCAGAACAUUCUCCGGGCUCAGCAGAUCGCUGCAAGAGAAGCUCCCUAUGCCAAAAAGAGGACGCAUUUUUCGCGGGACAUCCAACUGGCAAGACAUCAUAACCAUGGUCAUGCUCAUUCUGCUACCGAAAAUGGACCUAGCUUGCUGUCAUGACAGGUUCCACAAAUCCUAAUACAGUCGAAGUCAGUCGUCUUACUGCUUGGAUACACAAUGCCUGGGACACAAGCCAAGUGCGAUAGGUCCGUUGAUUUUGCCUGUGCUACUAGUGAUUUUACGCAGAAUUAACAGGCAAAAGAGCUGAUGUUUCGGAAAUUCUCGUUUUCACCCUGUUUCCCCCUUUAGAUUAUAGGGAAAAGAAGCCACGGAACUGUUGUAGACGCUCAAACCCAUCCUAGGUUGCAUUAUACCGAAAAAAAAGCCUGUAAAUCAUUCCUAUUGUCCGUAAAAUACUGGCAAAUGAAUGAUCAUAGGAUACAUUAUCUCCGCACCUUACUGUAAAUUGUUUACUCGAGUGCUGAACAUCGAAGGUAUAUCGAACACUGUACGUACAUACGACAGAAGCUGAAGUCCCCAGUAGCUGCCCUCGAGUCAUAGGGCUCGGGGCGGGGACGCAGCAGCUGAAAGUUCUAAAAAACAAGCGUUCCCUUUCUUUUCCAACACUUCGGCUCGACAUAAUUGCACUGAUUUCUAUGCUUCUCCUGCAA
Eucalyptus grandis is the source of this 2633-nucleotide messenger RNA. Its product is annotated as receptor-like protein 4. The record is from RefSeq and is a predicted model, not a curated record. Gene Ontology annotation, molecular function: protein binding. NCBI's taxonomy places the organism in Eukaryota, Viridiplantae, Streptophyta, Magnoliopsida, Myrtales, Myrtaceae. The transcript has 9 exons. The coding region runs from base 202 to 2082 and encodes 626 amino acids.